CCUUGGAGGAGCAUGGCGGCGUCUUCGGUGGGCGAGAAGGAGCGGCCGGGGGUCGGCUCGGGAGCGGCGUGCGGGAACAGCACGCGAGAGCGGCUGCUGUCUGCGCUGGACGAUCUGGAGGUAUUGUCCAGGGAACUCAUAGAAAUGUUGGCAAUUUCAAGAAACCAAAAGUUGUUACAGUCUGGAGAGGAAAACCAGGUGCUGGAGUUGUUAAUUCACAGAGAUGGGGAAUUUCAAGAACUAAUGAAAUUGGCACUUAAUCAGGGAAAAAUCCAUCAUGAAAUGCAAGUUUUAGAAAAAGAAGUUGAGAAGAGAGACAGUGAUAUUCAGCAACUACAAAAACAGCUGAAGGAAGCUGAACAAAUACUGGCAACAGCUGUUUACCAAGCAAAAGAAAAACUGAAAUCAAUAGAAAAGGCAAGAAAAGGUGCUAUCUCCUCUGAAGAAAUAAUUAAAUAUGCACAUAGGAUUAGUGCAAGUAAUGCUGUGUGCGCCCCACUGACCUGGGUUCCAGGGGACCCAAGGAGACCAUACCCAACUGAUUUAGAGAUGAGAAGUGGAUUAUUGGGUCAGAUGAACAAUCCUUCCACUAAUGGUGUGAAUGGUCAUUUACCUGGGGAUGCACUUGCAGCAGGCAGAUUGCCAGAUGUCCUUGCUCCACAGUAUCCCUGGCAGUCAAAUGAUAUGGCAAUGAAUAUGUUACCACCAAAUCACAGUAAUGACUUUUUGUUGGAACCUCCUGGGCAUAAUAAAGAAAAUGAAGAUGAUGUAGAGGUUAUGUCAACAGACUCCUCAAGCAGUAGUAGUGACUCUGAUUGAAAAAAACAUACAGUGAAUACUAUAGAAUUCUGUUUCUUAAACAGUAGCAAACCUGUAAAAAUAGUCAGGUUAUAUUGGUCGUAGGGGAACUGUGCAGCCCAUUUAAAAUCACAGUGGACUUUCUUUUUAAGACCUAAAAUCAUGAUUUUAGUUCUAAACCAUUUGGUAAAUAUUUACAGAAUAAUCAGAAUUUCGGGGGGAAAUUACUCAGUUCAUUGCUGUCUUACCCUGUUCUAAUCCAGCAUGUUGGAUUUGUAUGUAGUAGUUCUGGAAAUAAGGUUUUGGGGAAAUGACCCAUGAACGUAUCACUAAUAGGCCUCCUGGAAUUAGAAAAUGUUUUUAAAAGGCAGCAGAUCACUGAAUGUGCAUCAUAUCAAAAUAUUAAAAACCUUACUGAGAGUGAAGGUUGUUAGCUUCUGUCACAGGACCAGAAGUUUCUCAAU
This is a messenger RNA of Molossus molossus (Pallas's mastiff bat), 1262 nucleotides long. It is a transcript of the gene MED4, whose product is annotated as mediator complex subunit 4. The coding region runs from base 13 to 819 and encodes 268 amino acids. Gene Ontology annotation, biological process: regulation of transcription by RNA polymerase II. The record is from RefSeq and is a predicted model, not a curated record. NCBI's taxonomy places the organism in Eukaryota, Metazoa, Chordata, Mammalia, Chiroptera, Molossidae. The transcript has 7 exons. Gene Ontology annotation, cellular component: core mediator complex; mediator complex. Gene Ontology annotation, molecular function: transcription coregulator activity.